AUGAAUUUGAUCCAGCUCUACAGGGGUGCGAUCGGACGCGAAGUCGUCCCAGCGAACGUCAACGUGCGACCCGGGACGCGAAACCUGCUUUGGGUGCGGAAAUUUGGGCACGUAAAGAGGAAAUACCGUGCGAAGGAUGCUGUGGUGGAAGAGGAUCGGGGAGAAAGCGGUUCAAGGAGCGGGAUGCUGCUCGAUGCGAUGGAGAAGCCCAAGAAAGGCGCAGGAAGGAGCGGAUUGCAGCCCAUGCCGAAAAAGAAGUCCGUACGCUCGAGGAACUGGCGCCAUGUCAAGAAGACGUGCAAGCUCUUGCGAUCGGCGCAGAUGACAAAAGCUACUAAAGCUGGAUGCUCGACAUUUGCGCGAGACACUACCUUGUGA
Molecule: messenger RNA, 378 nt
Organism: Peronospora matthiolae
Lineage: Eukaryota; Oomycota; Peronosporomycetes; Peronosporales; Peronosporaceae
Source: the annotation of a GenBank genome assembly